AUGCCGAUGGCCGGUGGUCGCCUGUCCGCCGUCUUCAAGCGCCUCCUCCAGCUAAGCUCGCCCCGUGGCGGCGGGUGGGAUGCGACAUUCCUCGAGCCGCUCAACGCCGGCCUCCGCGGGGAGAUACUCAGGUACGGCGACCUCGCGCAGGCCACCUACGACGCCUUCGACAACCGUUAUUGGUCCCGGAACUACGGCACCUGCCUCCACGGCCUCCGUCGCAUGCUCCCGGCUCUCGGGCUCGCCGGCCACGGGAAGGUGGUCGUCUCCAUCUGGCCGCCGUCAGACACGUCCACACGGAGGAGUUGUUGCCAUCAUUAUCGUUUCGCCGCGCUGCACAACAUCGGCGGACUCCCUGUUGGUGUUAAGUUUGAUCCAACUGACCUCGAACUGCUUGAACAUUUAGAAGGAAAGGUUGGCAGGGCAGCAUCCCAUGUACUAAUAGAUGGUUUUAUUCCAACCAUAGAGGAGGCCGAAGUAAUCUGCCAUACACAUCCGGAAAAUCUCCCUGGUGUCAAAUUAGACGGAAUCACCAGUCAUUUCUUCCACAAAAUAUCAAAUGCCUACGAUGUUGGCAAGCGUAAACAUCGCAAGAUUAGCCACAGUGACCACAUUGUUUGUGAUGAGAAUCUCAGAUGGCACAAGGCUGGAAAAUCCAGAUCUAUCUUAGAUAAUAAUGGUGUCAUAAAAGGGUGGAAGAAAAUACUGGUUCUUUACAUAGGUUAUCGGAAAGGAGGUGGCAAGGCAGAAAAAACUAAUUGGAGAAUGCAUCAGUAUCACCUUGGGGUAGAUCAAGAUGAAAAGCACGAGGAGCUUGUUGUUUCCAAAGUCUUUUAUCAGUUCCCGUCAAAUGAUGCUGGGCAGCCUCUAAUUUGA
Messenger RNA from Hordeum vulgare subsp. vulgare (domesticated barley), 876 nucleotides. Its product is annotated as NAC domain-containing protein 73-like. Gene Ontology annotation, biological process: regulation of DNA-templated transcription. The transcript has 5 exons. NCBI's taxonomy places the organism in Eukaryota, Viridiplantae, Streptophyta, Magnoliopsida, Poales, Poaceae. Gene Ontology annotation, cellular component: nucleus. The coding region runs from base 1 to 876 and encodes 291 amino acids. The record is from RefSeq and is a predicted model, not a curated record. Gene Ontology annotation, molecular function: DNA-binding transcription factor activity; transcription cis-regulatory region binding.